AUGGGGGCCCUGAGGGCGCCCACCCCUGGCUCGCCUUCUGGCUGCUCCGCCCAGGCCUGGCCCCAACCUCCCCCCACCCCCCGGAGGCCACGCCCCUCAGGCCGGGCAGCUGAUUGGGGGUCAGGGGCCGCCCCCAGCCCGGGCGUGGAGACCCGGGGUCCCCUGGAGGAGGGGGCGCCCGGGCCCCAGUGCCCGCCGGCCCCGCCCCUGCCGGGCCCCUCGUUAUUCACCGUCUGGGCAGCACCCAAGAGCCGGGAGGCACAGCCGUCUCGGCUCCCAGGGUCCCCCAGGCCUCCCUCCAAGGCGGUUAACCCCCUGCCGUCGGGCCUGCACCCGGUGGGGUUGCUUGAUCCAGGGGCCUUUUUGAGGGCCCUGCCCCGGGUGCAGGACCCCAGGGAUGUUAGGGCAGUGUCCUCCUACGCCCAGUGCCCCCAUCCCUUCCUCCAGGAAGCCUUCAAGGUCCCUUCUGGGGUCCCCCAGUCCGAGGAGUUGGGGCUGGGGCAGAAGGCGGGGGGCCCCUGCCUCGUGAUAGCUGGGGAGAUCUAUGCCCAGAAGUCAGGGGAUGGUCCCCACCCCUCUUGGGGUUGA
Messenger RNA from Choloepus didactylus (southern two-toed sloth), 588 nucleotides. RefSeq names its product basic proline-rich protein-like. NCBI's taxonomy places the organism in Eukaryota, Metazoa, Chordata, Mammalia, Pilosa, Megalonychidae. The coding region runs from base 1 to 588 and encodes 195 amino acids. The transcript has 4 exons. The record is from RefSeq and is a predicted model, not a curated record.